Messenger RNA from Osmerus eperlanus (European smelt), 1713 nucleotides. Its product is annotated as proton-coupled zinc antiporter SLC30A2-like. Gene Ontology annotation, molecular function: zinc ion transmembrane transporter activity. The transcript is spliced from 8 exons. The record is from RefSeq and is a predicted model, not a curated record. Gene Ontology annotation, cellular component: plasma membrane. Lineage: Eukaryota; Metazoa; Chordata; Actinopteri; Osmeriformes; Osmeridae. Bases 156 to 1262 code for a protein of 368 amino acids. Gene Ontology annotation, biological process: response to zinc ion; zinc ion transmembrane transport.
CCAGGUGACAAUUUUCCAUGUGAGGACAAGAAGCAUAGAGAACGAAGCAUCGCUUACAACCAGUUUCAGCGUAUUUUGUUCUUCCUUUUAUUUAAAAAAAGUUUGUGCUGUUGCCAACAGUGUUGGACUAUUGGUUCAUUUAAUUUGAACUAAGCAUGACCUUUCUGCCGAAGGCUUCCGAGAGGCACAAUCUCAUCCAGGAUGAAUCCAAAACGUAUCUAGUGGCACUGCUAAGUUCAACAGAGGAUAUUGAAGAUACACCAAGCGUUGUCGAUGCUUGGCAACCUACCGCUCACUGCCACGGCAAUGACAGGAUUCCAUGGACAAGAAGCAAUGAAAAACAGGUGGCCAAAAGAAAGCUCAUGAUUACUUGUGCCGUCAGCCUAUUAUUCAUGAUUGGAGAGGUGAUUGGUGGGUAUGCAGCCCAUAGUCUGGCUAUAAUGACAGAUGCAGCACAUCUCCUCACAGACUUUGGCAGCAUCAUGGUUAGCCUCUGCUCCUUGUGGCUAUCAUCCAGACCAGCCACCAAAACCAUGAAUUUCGGAUGGCAUCGCUCAGAGAUCCUGGGUGCGCUGCUGUCAGUGCUCUCCAUCUGGGCUGUCACUGGGGUACUGGUGUUCAUCGCUGUACAGAGAAUUCUCAAUGACGACUACGAGAUCAACAGCUAUGCUAUGCUCAUCACCUCUGGCUGUGCAGUGGGUGUCAACAUUUUGAUGGCCCUGAUCCUCCACCAAUCGUCCUCGCACGGCCACGCUCAACAUGGCCCUCACGGAGGCCAGGGCAACACCAGUGUGAGGGCGGCCUUCAUCCAUGUGGUGGGAGACUUGCUGCAGAGUGUUGGUGUACUCGUGGCAGCCAUCACCAUUCACUUCUGGCCUGAGUUUAAGAUAGCUGAUCCUGUCUGCACCUUCUUGUUCUCCUUUUUCGUUCUGGGAACCACCGUCACCAUCUUGAAAGACGUCUGUAGAAUACUCAUGGAAGGGGUCCCCAGAGGUGUGGACUUCAACAUGGUGAGAGAGCUGCUCCAGUCCCUGGGAGGAGUCAAGGCAACACACAACCUCCACAUGUGGGCCCUCACCACCACUCAUUCUCUGCUGUCAGUCCACCUGGCUGUUGAAGAGGAUGCCAAUCCACAGGUAGUCCUCAUGGAGGCAACGAAACUCCUGCAGUCUGAGUUUGGCUUCUCCAGCAUCACCAUCCAGGUCGAGAGGUUUUCAGAGGACAUGGCCAUCUGCUCACGAUGCCAGGACCUCACAGACUGAAACUGACUGGGGGAGAGAGUACUCUCCUGGUUCCAAUGUUGUCCAAAUGAAGUCUUUGAAGAGGCAUUGAAAUAUGAAUUUAAUAGUAGCAUGUAGAAAUAUUAUGAAUUUUAUAUAUUUAUUACAUGUAGUGUAAAAUGGGUGCGUAAAAUGAGUCUUUGUUAGAGGUGUGAGAUGUGUGGGAAAGCUCCUGGUUCAAUCAAUAUUGGUUUUUACUGUCCAAGAUAAUGGACGGGCAAGGUUGAUUCCUAGGCCUGGUGAAAGGUCAAGUAUUUUUUUGUGCUAUGAUGUACUUAAAGCCUGCCUAACUUAGUUCAUGUCUGUGUCUAAAUCAAUCAGCAGACCGACACCAAUGACACAGUAAAACAAUGUGCCCUAUUUAUUGUUUCAACAUAGCCAUGAGUGGGUUCCAAUAAGUAAAUAAAAUGCAGACGUUUCACUACACAAUAAA